This is a messenger RNA of Nestor notabilis (Kea), 225 nucleotides long. Its product is annotated as antimicrobial peptide THP2-like. The transcript is spliced from 3 exons. Gene Ontology annotation, biological process: defense response. The record is from RefSeq and is a predicted model, not a curated record. Gene Ontology annotation, cellular component: extracellular region. Lineage: Eukaryota; Metazoa; Chordata; Aves; Psittaciformes; Psittacidae.
AUGAAGAUCCUUUACUUGCUCUUUUCUCUCCUCCUCUUGGCACUUCAAGUUUCUCCAGGUUUGUCUUCACCCCGGCGGGACAUGUUUCUCUGUAGAAAAGGGUCCUGUUACUUUGGAAGAUGCCCCAUCCAUCUGGUUAAAGUUGGAAGUUGCUUUGGGUUCCGCUCCUGCUGCAAAUCGCCAUGGGAUAUAUAAAAACUUCAUGGACCACCCAUUCAAGAGUGA